This is a messenger RNA of Trichechus manatus latirostris (Florida manatee), 1803 nucleotides long. RefSeq names its product mitochondrial fission regulator 2 (gene MTFR2). Gene Ontology annotation, cellular component: mitochondrion. Gene Ontology annotation, biological process: mitochondrial fission; aerobic respiration. The record is from RefSeq and is a predicted model, not a curated record. Lineage: Eukaryota; Metazoa; Chordata; Mammalia; Sirenia; Trichechidae.
CUUGAAUUUGCCUCUGCAUUUGCUUCAUCAAUGUCUCUCAUAUUGAAUAUCUUAAGAGAAAUGCUGGACUACUUUGGUGUUCCCAUAGACCAGAUUCUGCCGAUUUGGGAAAAUAAAGAAUAUGGAUCAGCUCGAAGUAUUGUUCGCAUUAUUGGGAAAAUUCUUCCUUUAGAACCUUGUCCAAGGCCUAAUUUUGAGUUGAUCCCACUCUUGAACUCUGUAGACUCUGAUAACUGUGGACCUAUAGUUCCAUCUUUUGCUGAUACUUUGUGUGUGGCAAAUGAUGAUGAAGCCAGUUCUCUACGAUUUCGACAUAGUAUAUGGAAAAAUAAAGAAGAGGAGAAAAUGGAAUUUGUCAAUCCUUUGCAACUAGUUUGGGCUCCAUCAUCACCUGAUCUAAGACGUAACAAACGGAUAAAAAAUGAUCUGCCUGUAAAUGAUGCCGCAAUUAAAAAAAUAGCUGCCCUUGAAGAUGAGCUAACAUUUCUUCGCUCCCAGAUUGCUGCAAUAGUGGAAAUGCAGGAACUGAAAAACAGUGCACAUUUUGGUCCCUUUGACUUCAAUGAUGGGCCUAGUGGUUUGGGCCAAGGGCUGUCACCAGAGACUGCUCAGCUGAGGGUUGAAGCUGAUCAGUUUUCAAGUGUUGUGCGUCCCUCUCCUCCCCCACCACCGCUUCCUCUUCAGCCUUCUCUCCAGGCUCCGUGUUCUCCUCCUACUGUACAACCAGGAUCUAAUGUUUGUGACUCAGACAGGUCAGCAACUGAAAUGAAGAAACAGCACCUGGGUGCUAGUAAAACCAAUUAUAGCCAUCAUGCAAAAAACCAGAGAAAUAAAGAUGUUCCAAAUAUGUUGGAUGUUCUAAAGGAUAUGAAUCAAGUUAAGCUUCGUGCUAUUGAACGGUCACCUGGAGGUAGACCCAUUCAAAAGUGGAAAAGACAAAAUUCACAUUGGGACCCAGUGUCUUUAAUAUCUCACGCACUUAAACAGAAAUUUGCAUUCCAAGAAGAUGAUUCCUUUGAGAAAGAAAAUAGGUCUUGGGAGUCUUCUCCAUUUUCUAGUCCAGAAACUUCAAGGUUUGGACAUCACACUUCUAGUCAGGACAGUGAAAGAAAGGAUGAACUGAUAAACACAGAAGGUGUUGACCAAGAUAUCAACAAUGACAGCCGUGUGUACACUUACAAGGAGAGAUUAUAGACAUACUGGCAUGUUUUUUUGCUGCAUUUAAAGGAUCUUUUCCUCUGUGAACAGUUAAAUGAAGUCUGUACACUGGGAUACAUUAGAGCAGGAGUCUGAAGACUCUUGACUCUUACAAGAAUACUUGUCUCUGUUUUUGGAAGAUCCCUGUCUACUUAUGGUUGUUAGGUGUAUGGAUUUUUAAAAAAUCUAUGUUAAUAUUAUUGAAAGCUCAAUAUACACAUGGAAUGAUUUUCCUAAGAGCUAAGUAUUAAAUGACUUAAUGUUUCUCAUGAGAGAACAGUAGGGCAUCAGAAACCAUUUUAAUGGAUUAAGGAAUUAAUGAAAACUAAGUCUGUCUUGUACUGCUCAGAAAUGAUGGUAUGUUUAGAUUCUUUAACAAUUUCUUAAAGCAAUUGUGACUUCCUAAUUUAAGAAGAUUUGCAUCUUUUAAAAAUUGGUGGUGAUCUGGUUUAUUUGGCUUCUAGCAACUUGGAGAUUUUCAAAGAAGACAAAACUAUAAUUUCUUUAUUAAAACAGUCAUAAUUUGAAUCAUAUUGGUUGAGCCUUCUAAAAGUUCUUCCUGAGAUGAUAGAGGUUUUUACUUGUAGAAACUGAUUUUGUCUGCUA